This is a messenger RNA of Phytophthora nicotianae INRA-310, 1518 nucleotides long. RefSeq lists its product as hypothetical. The record is from RefSeq and is a predicted model, not a curated record. Gene Ontology annotation, molecular function: oxidoreductase activity, acting on the CH-OH group of donors, NAD or NADP as acceptor; zinc ion binding. Bases 95 to 1153 code for a protein of 352 amino acids. Lineage: Eukaryota; Oomycota; Peronosporomycetes; Peronosporales; Peronosporaceae. The transcript has a single exon.
GAUCCAACCUGUCUGCUGAAGUGAAACACGAACCAAUCCGCCAUUCCUUAAUUUGCUUCGUUCAUCACUUCAGCAUCCCGAUAACUCGAGAAACAUGUCGACUUUCCCGAGAACUGUCGACGCCUACGCUGCCUUCGAGCCGUCGGGCAAGAUUGUGCAAUUCCGAUACGAAUCUCGUCCGCUCGGUGAAGAAGACGUGGAAGUCAAGAUCUCACAUUGCGGUAUCUGCGGAUCGGACAUUCACCACCUCGACAGCGGCUGGAAACCAACGAUGUAUCCAUGUGUGUUUGGCCACGAGAUCAUCGGUGAAGUGACUGUUGUUGGUACCAAUGUCAAGCAUCUGGCCGUGGGUGACCGUGUCGGUGUCGGAGCUCAAGUCUGGGCAUGCCUUAACAAAGACCCCAAGAGGCCUUGUGAGGAGUGUGGUGACGGUGAAAACGCCUUCUGCAACCGCUCCGUGAUCACUUACGAUGCCAAGUACGAGGACGGUUCCAUGGCGUACGGUGGAUAUGCAGACUACGUCCGCGUCGACAGCAACUUCGCGUUCAAGAUCCCCGACAACAUUCCGUCCGCUUCCGCUGCGCCGUUGUUGUGCGCUGGUGUGACCGUCUUCACGCCCUUGAAGCGCAACGUGAAGCCUGGUGAUCGUGUGGGUGUCAUCGGUAUCGGUGGGCUGGGCCAUCUCGCUAUCCAGUUCAUCCGUGCGUUGGGUGCUACCCCAGUGGCAUUCUCACGCUCGGCCAACAAGGAGAAGGAGAUCCGUGAUCUUGGUGCCGAGGAAUUCUACAACUUGAGUGACCCCGAGGAUCAGAAGAAGGCUGAAAGCUCCGUCAACGUGUUGUUGCUGACGGCUGAUGCCACUAACAUGCCUUACAACACGUACUUGACGCUGGUGAAGAAGCGCGGCACGUUCAUCAUGGUUGGUGUCCCCAAUGACGAGGUCAAGUUUAAGCCAAUGUUUGUGGUGGCCAAGGGAAUCAAGUGGGUGGGAAGUCUCAUCGGAAGUAUCCAAGACAUUAAGGACAUGCUGGCAUUGGCGUCAGAGAAGAACGUGCGUGCUAUCGUCCAGCAGAUGCCCAUGAGCAAAGUGAACGAAGGCAUCGCAAUGAUGCGGGAAGGGCGUGUUCGAUACCGUAUUGUGCUUGAAAACUAAGUAGGUCAACGCCUUCGCACAGGGACAUGACCAAGAUGAUUCCAGCUUAACGCUCACGUUCUUUCUUAAAUGCUUCUUACUGCAAUUUGUCUAAAUAUCCUCCCUCUUUCGCUAACGCAUAGAACACUCCGUUCGUGUUCUUCACCAACUCCCGAGGACUAUCAAACUCCACCACACGGCCAUCACUCAAUACCAGGAUACGAUCCGAAUCCAACACCGUGCCCAAUCGAUGAGCGAUCGUCAACACCGUCGCGUCCUGGAAGUCCCGAUUGAUCAUCUGCUGCAGCUUCUUCUCCGUCUCGUGGUCGAUGGACGCCGUCGCCUCAUCCAUCACCACGAUGCGGCUCCGAGUCAGUAGAGCGCGA